AUGAUGGAAGUGCAGCAGCAACACUCGCCUGUAGGGGUGGGUCCUCUGGACUUUUCACGCAGGGGUGUCGCGGAGGCGUCCGCUUUUCGAGUUGUCAAACCGAAACAAACCGCUUCGGCUUUGGUGCAUCAGCAGGCUUUGUCGCCGGAGACGAACAACAACGAGAAUCUCCAGGAGAGCCCGCAGCUUCCCGUCGAGGCUGAAGGAGGAUGCAACGUUCGCCUAAUGUUCCCUAGACUCUGGGCCCCUUUUGGAAAUCCCACCGAGAUCACGAAUCUACCACCUCUGCCCAAAAGUCACUCAGAACGAUUGUCCUUUGGAGUCGGUCGUCUGGUGGGUUCUCCAGCAACGAGGAGUCCCUCUCCGUCGCAUUCUCCCUGUCCAGACUCUCCACCGUCGGAUCGUCGAGACGGCGACGUUGACGUGGACGUAGAGGAAGAGGAAGUGGACGUGGACGUCGAGGAAGUCGGCGACGAAGACGAUCGCGAUGCAACGUCGAGUCCUCCGAGAUCAUCGUCGACGCCUUCGCCAACGAGCGUCGCGACGUCACCUAUCUCGCAUCCACCGAAGAAAUGCGGCGACACUUUCAGCGUCUCUGCUCUUCUCAGGCCGGAUCCACCGUCUGCUCACCUGCAGAACGCGUCUCCUCACAGAGAUACAACGUCCAUCGGUGCACAUCCACCUCCGCCAGGCUCUUCCAUACUCUAUCCACCACUGCAUCUUCAAGGUGGUCUGCUACCACCUCAUCCCCAUCAUCCUCUGUCGUACCUGCAUCCUCAGCUGCUUCCUCAUCAUUUGUUACCUCCACACUUGCACCCGUUGCUCCGUGGCGUUCACCCGGGUCACCCUGGUCUCCACUCGACCCACACCGCGCACGGGCUUCAUCAUCAUCCUCUGGGCGACGUCUACAGCUGCGUCAAGUGCGACAAGAUGUUCAGCACUCCUCACGGCCUCGAGGUGCACGCAAGGAGAUCCCACAAUGGCAAGCGACCGUUCGCCUGCGAGCUGUGCAAUAAAACGUUCGGCCAUGAAAUCAGCCUUACGCAACACAGGGCCGUGCAUUCCGCGGAGAAGGUGUUCGAGUGCAAACAGUGCGGCAAGGCGUUCAAACGUUCCAGCACUUUAAGUACUCAUCUUUUAAUCCACUCGGACACGAGACCGUAUCCCUGUCAGUUCUGCGGGAAGAGAUUCCAUCAGAAGAGCGACAUGAAGAAGCACACCUACAUUCAUACUGGCGAGAAACCGCACAAGUGCCAGGUAUGCGGCAAGGCGUUUUCUCAGAGCAGUAACCUGAUCACGCAUUCGAGGAAGCACACGGGCUUCAAGCCGUUCGCCUGUGAGCUUUGUGGCCGAGCUUUUCAACGGAAAGUCGACCUGAGAAGGCAUCGGGAGACUCAGCACGCUGAUCUGAACACGACUCAACGAGCGCCGAUUGGUUCAAUUCCUGGACAAAACUCCCUGCCGAACGGCAACCCGCCGAAUGCAGUGAAUUUACUUCCUUAAACUGUACACUUUUAUCCUCUAAGAGGAACAGGUUGAAAAUCUUAAUUGAAUUCUUUCCUCAC
Molecule: messenger RNA, 1565 nt
Organism: Habropoda laboriosa
Lineage: Eukaryota; Metazoa; Arthropoda; Insecta; Hymenoptera; Apidae
Product: replication initiator 1-like
Exons: 5
Coding region: 1-1503 (500 amino acids)
Biological process (GO): regulation of transcription by RNA polymerase II
Molecular function (GO): RNA polymerase II cis-regulatory region sequence-specific DNA binding; DNA-binding transcription factor activity
Source: RefSeq, a predicted model, not a curated record